CUGCUCUCUCGUUAGUACUACGCACGGGUCGUAAGUCGUAACCCUUGCUUCCGAAAUUGUUCAAUUCUGAACUUUGACCAACACCAUUUCUCAUCACAAACCAUGGCAUUCUUAUUCAACAAAUCAACCCUUGCUUCCCAUCUUCGAUCUACCUCUCAGAACACUCAAGAUUCCGUUUCCCUCUCGCGCCGUCGAUUCCACGUUCAACCAGGUCCUCGUGAAAAAGCUCUCCUGGCAGAAGAUUCAGCUCUCAAGCCAUUCAAAUCAUAUAAGCAGAGUGUGAAAAAGCUCAGAAAAGUUGGGGAUGUUUUAACUAUUGUUGUUGUUGCGGGAUGCAUUUAUGAAAUAUAUGUCAAGGCAGCUGUGAGAGAAGAAGCUCGUAAACAGUAAUUCUGAAAGUGCAGAAUGAGAUGACCAUUUGUAUGCUAGUUUUCUUUACAUUGUAUUUUUGUGGCAACAAUUUGGAUGUUAUGAUAGCCAUGUUAGAAUAAACUGAAAAGGUUUGAACCCAAAUUUCUUGUGCAUGAGUAGUUUUUUCACCGAUCAA
Messenger RNA from Trifolium pratense (red clover), 547 nucleotides. Its product is annotated as succinate dehydrogenase subunit 7B, mitochondrial-like. The transcript has 4 exons. The record is from RefSeq and is a predicted model, not a curated record. NCBI's taxonomy places the organism in Eukaryota, Viridiplantae, Streptophyta, Magnoliopsida, Fabales, Fabaceae. Bases 103 to 390 code for a protein of 95 amino acids.